Molecule: messenger RNA, 2461 nt
Organism: Clupea harengus (Atlantic herring)
Lineage: Eukaryota; Metazoa; Chordata; Actinopteri; Clupeiformes; Clupeidae
Gene: fam151a
Product: family with sequence similarity 151 member A
Source: RefSeq, a predicted model, not a curated record
UUUCCUUUAAACCAAACACACUGGCUCAGACUGUGUUAAGACGUAGUCGUGCACAGAUCAACCAUUUGCAGGAGCCAUGGAUAACAAUCACAAAGAAGAAACAAACAAGAAGUUAGAAGAGGAGGAAGAGGAAGAGGAAGAGAACAAACAGCCUAAGACAAUAAUGGGCAUCUUCACCCGAGAACAAUUCAUUAUGUUGUGUGUUGCUGUGGGCUUGGUGUUACUGCUGAUCAUCAUUACCAUACCUGCAGUCAUUGUCACUCAGUCUUCAGGAUCUGGAUCUGCCAUAAAGGUUUCAUUUCCCUCUGAUGGGGACAUGCUGGAAUUCCUGAUGAAAAAUGGAAAAAUCCCAGAGAAGGAUGGUCUGCAUGCCUCUUGGUAUCACUCAGCCAACAGCAAAGCUGAGCUGAACGAAGCCCUGAAAGGUUCAGUCAUGGUUUUGGAGGCAGAUGUAAACGUUCAAGGACAUAACACGGUCAACCAGACCAACAUUCCCAUCAUGGCACAUCCACCUGCAGUAUACAGCGACAACACUCUGGACGAGUGGAUAGACGCCGUUCUCAAAUCAGACAAAGGUAUAAAACUGGAUUUUAAAAGCAUCGAAGCAGUAGAGCCCUCUCUUGACAUACUGAGAGUAAAGAAUCAGACAGCUCGCAUUAAUCGCCCAGUGUGGUUAAAUGCAGACAUCAUUCAUGGGCCCAAUGUUCCUGGGCUUAUACCUGUGAUUGAUGGUGCAAGGUUCCUACAACUCAUUCAACAGAAGUUUCCUGAGGCAACAAUAUCACCAGGAUGGAAAGUCCUUUAUCUGUCAUGGUUUCCUAAUGUAACGUAUACAGAAGCCAUGGUGAUGGAAAUGUACAAUGUCAUCCAGCAUGUUCCACAGAAAAUAACCUUCCCUAUCAUGGCCGUCAUGGCCAAGAAAGGGUGGCCACACAUCAGUUGGCUGCUAAGCCAAUCCUCCAGGUUCAGCUUGACGCUGUGGCAAGGCACACAAAACCCAACAGUGAAUGACCUUCUGUUCAUUCGAGACAACAGCAGCCCACAACGCAUCUACUAUGACAUAUAUGAGCCAGUACUAUCACAGUUUAAAGAGGCUGCGAGACAGAGGACUCGACCCCGGCGAUUUUACCCUGGAGGAGACUUGAUUGACUACUUUAAACCCAAGGAUAAUGAUGGCUGGAACAUCCAAUGGCAAACUGUGACUAGCAGAGAAUUCCUGCUGUCUGUGCUUAGAGACAGCAGUGGUGGGAUGUUGGUCAUCCCCGUGGUCUCCAGCGCAGGUGCACCAAAGACGUCCGUGGUGGAGAGUUCAGGCUCUGAGCUCUCCCUUCAGGAGUGCCUGGACCUUAUCUACACCUCUCCCAAACCAUGGGGCCUCUACCUACGGGUGAAGUCUCAGAGUCAGCUGGCCCCAGCACUCAAACUGCUCAGCGAAGCAUAUGACCAGGACCUCCUAUGCCAUCCCACCUGGGUCAGCAUGGAAGUGUCGCACGGGGCCUUCCAAACUCCAGGCUAUAUCAGCGGUAAGGACUUCCUGAGCACAGUUGAGGCGACCUUCCCGUUUGUAACCCUGGCCCCAGCUUGGCCCCAGGAGGCCCUGAGUGAGGGCUACACUUGGGCCCUGGUGGAAGACAUGCUCCAGCUCUUCAGGGGUGUCUACCAGGACGUGUCUCUGCAGCUGAGCACUGUGCCCCUGGGAAGGUCAGAUGCAGGACUCCAGCAGGAGAUUCAGAAAAGGUUUUCUCUCACAGUGGAGAUCAGCCCCGGGACAGACCUCACUUACCUUCAGCAUGUUAAAGCUCUUCGUCAAGGGAACAGACACCGCACCUUCUUCAACAUACCCCAAGCCUAUAAGUCUGAGCUGCCCAGCAAGGUUAACAACUUUUAAACAUCUGGGGUACGUUUCCCAAAAGCAUAGUUGCUAACUACGUUAGGAACUUACAUAGUUGGAACCAUACAGUUGCGAUGCACGCGUUUCCCAAAACCAUAGUUUGAACUAUAGAAAUAACUUACAUAGCUUAAACCACCGUCACCUUUGGUUAGAAGCUAAGUUCCAGAUACUUUGUGUCUAAGACAUCACUGAUGUCAGUUUUUGGUGUUCAAAUUAACCAUUAUAAAUAUAUUCCUGUCCCUGGUGAUAUGUGACGUUUUUAACUACCACACAGCCCUACUUAUAAUUGCCUUCAGCAAAAAAUGCAUGAUUUAAAGGCCCACUUGUAGAAAUGAGCAUGUGAGUUGAAUUCACACACCUGAAAACAGUAAUGCGAGAUGCUGCACCUCUGUUCAGUCAGCUGAUAAUAUGUAGCCUAUUAUAUUACAUAGAACUAGUAACAGAGGAUAAGGAUGAUAAUUAUGUAGACUAAAGAAUUAAUUCAGUCUGAUUGUGAACCCAUGACCUCCAAGAUGAAAGCUUUAGAUGUAUGACUGACUGAGUGUUAGCCAACUGAGCUACAGAACUGAC